Molecule: messenger RNA, 3794 nt
Organism: Salarias fasciatus (jewelled blenny)
Lineage: Eukaryota; Metazoa; Chordata; Actinopteri; Blenniiformes; Blenniidae
Gene: plpp2b
Product: phospholipid phosphatase 2b
Exons: 6
Coding region: 273-1157 (294 amino acids)
Biological process (GO): phospholipid metabolic process; phospholipid dephosphorylation; signal transduction
Cellular component (GO): plasma membrane
Molecular function (GO): phosphatidate phosphatase activity
Source: RefSeq, a predicted model, not a curated record
UUUUUCAGUCUGUACCCAAGGCACUGCUGUGCGCAAGACGUCGCAGGAGACGCCGCGCGUGUCCGCUGAGAGGACAAGUCUUAUUCUGUCGUCUUAGGAAAGCCACACACCUCUGCUGUCAAUGUCAGCACAGGUACAGAGGAAGAGGAUCCCGGAAGAACUUGUUGUGCAGGUUACCGGGCUGUUUGCAUAGCCUGUACUUUUAUUUUUAAACACCGAUGGACUCCUUCGAAAAGUAGCAACUCCCUCCAAAGUCACCGAGUUUUAAGUAAAUGAUCGGAGAGAAAAUGAAGGAUCAGAGGAAGAGGGUGCUGUUCGUGGUGAUGGAUGUGCUGUGCGUUUUUGUUGCGGCGCUGCCCUUCAUAAUUAUGACCAUUGUGUACAAGCCAUAUCAGAGGGGGAUUUACUGUGAUGAUGAGAGCAUCAUGUAUCCCCUGAAGGCAGACACCAUCACCCACGGCAUGCUGGCGGCCGUCACCAUCUCCUGCACAGUCAUCAUUAUCUCUUCUGGUGAGGCUUAUCUGGUGUAUAGCAAAAGGAUUUACUCUAAUUCAGACUUCAACCAGUACGUGGCUGCCCUUUACAAGGUAGUGGGCACCUUUUUGUUUGGAGGAGCAGUUAGCCAGUCAUUGACCGACCUCGCCAAGUACACCAUCGGGCGCCCAAGGCCAAACUUCCUGACUGUAUGUGCCCCAAAGGUGUGCACGGGGUAUAUGCAGGUCAUCAACUGCACCGGCCUGCCGCAGGAUGUCACGGAGUCCAGGUUGUCCUUCUACUCUGGUCACUCUUCUUUUGGGAUGUACUGUAUGCUCUUCUUAGCACUCUAUGUGCAAGCAAGACUAGUGGCUAAGUGGGCCCGACUUCUUCGACCCACCAUCCAGUUCUUCCUUGUGGCCUUCGCGGUGUAUGUGGGCUACACCCGAGUGUCUGAUUACAAGCACCAUUGGAGCGACGUGCUGGCGGGGCUGCUGCAGGGCGCGCUUGUUGCUGUUUUCAACGUACGUUUUGUGUCUGAUUUCUUUAAGAAGCGUCCCCCACGUUGCACAAGGCCUCACGCCUCUGAUAGUGAGGAGCCAGAGAGGAAACCCAGUCUGCAGAUUGCUGACUCCGAGAACAGCAACCAUUACAACUAUCACCACAACCCCGGCCCCGUGUGAUAGUGGAGUGACACUUGAGGACAAUGGCCGCAGCCUGCAGACCUCAAACCUGCGUGUUUGGUCCCAAUAUCAAGAGCAUCAACCUUGAUUGUGCAGUCAACAGCGUUCAGGGAGUAAGCUGAGUGAUCAGUGGCCCCAGCUCUGCAGGCUGCCUGCCAGGUUGGGACUGUAUCAGAUCUUAUUGUUCUAGUGAGUUUUGCAAUCAGCUUUUUUUGUGUCUCUGCUUGAAAGGAGUACAGCUUGGGUUCUGAUCUCUGCCCUCCGAGUGCCAUGCUCCUCCCAUUUAUGUCAACCACUCACAACUCACCUGCUUCACUGGACUGACUGAGGGACCUGCAGCCCAUUGCCAAGUGCCUGAGAUCCCUCUUUAAGACUCUGCAAUGACCCCCUCUUCUCCUGUAAGAGAGAAAGGACAAAAACAUUUUCAACACUUCUUUAUUGCAUCCUUAAGCAGAAAACGCACUGCAACAAAGCUAAAAUAUAUCACUGCCUUUUGACAUAGGUGUGGGAAAUGUGUUUUCAAACAGCUUGCACUUCUGACUUUAUUCCAUAUAAUGUCAUGGAAGUAUAGGUCUGAUAUUCACUAUUGGAAAAAAAAAAGUCUGUUUUUUCACAUAUUAAAUGUUUGGUAUGUAAAUGUUUAUUCAGUUUCUCAGGCUGUAAAUUGCAGCUAUAUAUUAUGUGGACAUGGCCAGAAUGGUUGAAUUUUGAAGUGCUAUAUGGAGGAAUAACUAUAAGAAACUAAACAGCCUUAUGAAUGAGCUACACAAGCAACUGCACCAUUUCCACGUAGUGACUUUUUAAUAAUUGGUCAACAGUGUAUCACUUAAUGUGGGUAUAACAUUUUUUUAUAUGUUUUUGAGCUGAAAUCAACUAUUUCAAGAGGUCAUUUCACAAUAAUGUUUAUAAAUGUAGACGAGAACACAGUUUGUAGGUUUUAGGUCAUCUUAAGCUGGUCACACAUUAGGGGACAGUUGCAAAGAAACAGUGGACUGUAUAAUCUUUUUUUUUUUUUUAUCACACUAAUGUAAGCAACUUAGACAACAGUUUCUAGAACAGUUUUCCAGAAGAUCUCCUGUUCAUUUGAGUGGAAAAAAGCCAACAAAUUAAAAAUAACAUACAUUUUACAGCGCAAAACAGACAGGCUUGUGUUUGUAGAAAAAAACAAAAACAAAAAAAAGUGGUAUUUCUAAAGUGAACAUACAGCUCUCAGUUUACUGAAAUUUGCUUCCACCCUGUUGAGUUACAUCCCUAUUUCAUUAAUGUCCUAACCUUUGAGUUUUAUGUCCCGACAACAACAAUCAUCUUUACUGAGAUGUAUGAAUUGUGGAGUUUAGAAAUUAUAGUUCCUCUGUGUGAAAUGGACUGCAAUGGCAGAAAUAACUGAUACACAUUGCUUUGAUUUUGCUGGACUAUAUGUUGCGUACCACUACUAUAUUGCAUUGUAGACAGGUUUGGUUUCUGUUUUGUUUUCUUUUUCAUUAUAUUGUUUUAUUUUACACAUACUAAUCAAAGAAGGAUGAGACAACCAUUUUGAAAAUGGUUUUUUAAUUUAUUUUAAAUGUCACAAAGUUCUUUUUAUUAGUUUUUCGAUGAUGGAAGUGCCAACUCUUUUAGGGAUGUUGUGCAAUCACCCCUGCUUGCCACUAUGAGCCACAAAAACUGUUUUACUAAUGACGCUAUGAGACAUGAUUUGUGAAGGAUGUUGUGUGUCUGCAUGCGUGUGUGUGUGUGUGUGUGUAUGUGUGUAGGCAUGUGAUGUGUGUAUGUUUUCAUUUCAGAUGUAGGUAAGUUCCUUUUUCACCUGUACAAUAUGCUUUGGCUUGUUCCUUCUUAGUCGGAUGCUUGUUGGAGUUGCCACACAAAUGGAUCCAAUUCCAGGUCCAAACAUAAUCCAGAUGCUCUGGCAGGGCUUUUAAAGGAUUACUGUAAUGAUAAAGAGUUACAUACCCAACUGUGUUUUUGAAGUUAGUAACACUGCCCUGUUACCACUUCAAAGAUUGCUCUGUGUUCCUUUUCCCUUUCCCGUGAUGAUAGAUGGGUUAAUUUGUGUAUGAGGUCUCCUGCACGGUUCUGGGGGAGAAUACGGACCACUCGACGACCUACAAUAGAUCAGACGGACCACAAGCCAGAAGGUUGCGGGGAUGGGGGCCCACAGGAAGACAGAGUCUCACCUGGUUGUGAUUGUGAGGCCCUGAAGUCGAGCUGAGCCCAUAGCAAGGCGGGAUGCUGAUAGGGGUGGGCUGUGGGGUAUCCCAUGGUGAACCCUGAUCCCGGGGGUCUUCUGCACAUUGAAAACACACAUUUACAAGAAACAGCUGGAAGUGGUUGCAGUGAAAUGUGGCACAAGCUGACUGUAAUGCUGCUUGCAUCUAAAUUCAUUGGUGCAUUACACAGCCAAGCUAAUGACAGAUGCAGCCAUGAAAUUAAUCAGAAUCAUAGAAUGCCCCCCAUCUUUCUUUAACUCAACAUGAUAUUUUUUUUUCUUCUCUAUAUUGGUUUGGUACCUAGGAAUGGAGUAUUUAUGUUUAUGUGUCCAUAUGUGGCUGUGGUUUGUUUUGUUUGCUUUUUGUGCAGCAUAUAGGUUAUUUCUAUUGUGUACAGAGAUUUUAAAAUAAAGAUGUACUCCAUAUUCAA